Molecule: messenger RNA, 552 nt
Organism: Odobenus rosmarus divergens (Pacific walrus)
Lineage: Eukaryota; Metazoa; Chordata; Mammalia; Carnivora; Odobenidae
Gene: FAM180B
Product: family with sequence similarity 180, member B
Exons: 3
Coding region: 1-552 (183 amino acids)
Source: RefSeq, a predicted model, not a curated record
AUGGCUGGGACGAUGCAGUUCCUGGCUUGGCUAAUAGUAACCAUUUGCCUUCUCCCUGGGGUGACUACAACCCAGCACCGUCCAGGGCAGCCCAUGGACGGCGCCAGCGUGGGAGGUGGCCUGCAGGAGCCAGAGGCCCCAGAAGUGAUGUUUGAGCUGCUCUGGGCUGGGCUGGAGCUGGAUGUCAUGGGGCAGCUGCAUAUCCAGGACGAGGAACUGGCAUCCACACACCCAGGCCGCCGACUCAGUCUCCUCCUGCAGCAACACGUGCCCAGUGACUUGGAGGGUGCUAAGCAGCGGCUGCGGCGGUUCCAGGACCUGCGGAAAGGGCCUCCUCUUAGCCCUUGGGACUUUGAACAUCUGCUCCUCACAGGCCUGUCCUGUGUCUACCGGCUCCAUGAGGCUAGGGAGGCUGAAGAGAGGGGUCGCUGGGCUCAGGUCUUCGCCCUGCUGGCACAGGAAACACUCUGGGACCUGUGCAAGGGCUUCUGCCCCCAGGGGCAGCCCCUGUCUUUGGGGCCCUGGGCCUUGAUCCUUGACCCCUUUCCCUGA